This is a messenger RNA of Paramuricea clavata, 1686 nucleotides long. NCBI's taxonomy places the organism in Eukaryota, Metazoa, Cnidaria, Anthozoa, Malacalcyonacea, Plexauridae. The record is from the annotation of a GenBank genome assembly.
AUGUCCAGUGUGAUUAUUUCAUUUGCAGAUCCAAAAAGAAAGGUUCUGGCUACUGGCACUGUUCCUACAGAGAAUUUACCAACACAAAGUCAUGAGGGGGAGACUAAAAAGCAUCGUGUUUUGGUGAAACAUACAUUUCCAGACCAACCCAGCACAUCUACUGGUGUUACCUCCUCAACCUCCACUAUAAAUGCCCUGUUAAACCAGCUUCGAAAAAGUGAUGUUCUCAGUUGUUGGAAAGUACUUGAUGAUACCAGUAGUGGAUUCAAGAUGGAACUAUAUGAUGACUGUCAUUCGGUGCCAAAAUAUACGAUGAUUUGUGAUUCUGGUUUGACGUUUACCCUCUUUACCUACCACUGGCCUAUCCCUGAUGAUCACACAUUGUAUCGAGAAUAUAAUCGAUCUGUUCGAGCUGAGAACAUAAAUAAACUUUUACGUUCAAUUGAAUCUUCACAAUUGUGUGAAGGAUUGCCCCACAUCCCAGAUGUAAAAGAUAUUGCUAUUGACCCAACUAGUAAUGACAGAGUCCCAGGAACAAUUCUUCGCCAUUCCGUACCCAAAAAACUGGCCAAUAAUGAGGCAGUGUAUGAAGUCUCUGUUUCUUUCAGAUCAGUUGAUUGUACCGUUUUAAAGGAAUCCCAAGAUCACCAGGAUAACACAUGUAAGCCAUGCUCCGAUUCAUUGAAGGCAAUUACUAAAGCAAGUAAGCAAAAAUCAAGAUCAUCUUCUGUACCGGCCAAAGCCAAAGCACCAUUGUCAGCUUGUGGACCUGAAAAACUUCGUGCUACUGUCAAGGCUACACGACUGCAGAAUAAACAGCUAGAGGACAGGCUAGAAAUUCUGCAGGCAAAGAUCGAAAAAGAUGGUAUUGGAGUCAGUGCAUCACUCGAGACUGAUUUACUAAAAAUUAUGGGAGGACAGAAUCUCGAAGUGACACCUCACAUGAAAUUCUUCUGGGAGCAGCAGAUGGCUUUCAUGCAGUCAAAGAAAAUGGGAAGAAGAUACCAUCCCCAAGUGAUUAGAUUUGCCUUGUCUAUCCAUGGCAAAUCACCAUCCGCUUACAGAGAGCUUCAAGAUAGUGGUGCUCUGAUGCUCCCUAGUGAACGAGUGUUGAGGGAUUAUAAGAACUACUUUAAACCUAAAGCUGGGAUCAACAAGGAAAAUGUGGAAUGCCUGAGAGAGAAAAUUAAAUCCUUUACUGAAGUCCAGCGGUAUGUAGCUAUUGUGAUUGACGAGAUGAAGAUACAGUCUAAUCUUGUCUUUGACAAACACUCUGGCGACCUAAUUGGUUUUAUUGACUUGGGUGAUCCAAUGGUCAAUUUUGCUUAUGUGGAAGAGGAAACUUUUGCAUCCCAUGCUCUUGCAUUUCUCGUUAGGGGACUGUGCACUGACCUCAAACACAUCAUCGCAUACUUUUUCACCAAAGAUCUGACAUCCUUCCAGCUAAUGCCACUGUUCUGGAGAGCUGUGUCUAUCCUCGAGUUGUCACUGCAGUUGUAUGUGUGUGCAGCUGUGAACGAUGGUGCAUCUGCCAACAGAAAGUUUUUCCGCCUGCAUUCACAACUGGCACAAGAUUUGAAGUGUGAUGUUGUAUACAAAACACGAAAUGUGUUUGCAAUGUCACGCUUCAUCUAUUUCUUUGCAGACUCGCCUCACCUCAUCAAGACAGCUCAGAACUGUUUGUAA